Nicotiana attenuata is the source of this 636-nucleotide messenger RNA. RefSeq lists its product as uncharacterized. The transcript has a single exon. The record is from RefSeq and is a predicted model, not a curated record. Bases 98 to 562 code for a protein of 154 amino acids. Lineage: Eukaryota; Viridiplantae; Streptophyta; Magnoliopsida; Solanales; Solanaceae.
UUAGGACAUUUACAAAGCAAAGACCAGAAUUGCACAAAAAAAUAAUGGUAGAGGAACUGCAGAGUAAACUGGCAAUGACCCAGAAGGCUGAAAUGGCAUGAGAGAUUCAGGAGCAAGCAUAGCAUCUGGAUUUGGUGGGCUGAGACUAGAAGGUAUAGUGGGUAGUGAAGAAUCACUAGGAGCAAUUUCCGAGCCACCGGGCGAAGGAAACAGAGGAGAUAUAUCUGGAGAAAGUGCAGGAAAUGGAGGUGAAGAUAAUGGUGGAUUUGGCAGCAAUGCAGGUGCAGCUGAAAUUGUUGAAGCUAACACCUUUCUUAGAGAAGUUUUCUCAAAGGCUAAACAAGAAGAAAAAGAUUGGCAGACCAAGAAAAUCAUGAGUAGAAUCAAGAAUGGCUUUUUGGAAGUGAAAGCCAUAAAUGAUGAUGAAAUGAAUGGACACCCUUUUGCCUAUUGUUGGCACAGAAAUAGUAAAGGUAUUAUCUUUGGUGGAAAGAAUGAAAGAAAGAAUGACAGAGUUGGUAUUAUGAUUGAAUUGAAGGAUUAUCAAGAAGAAUGUAGUUAGGGAAUGGUCUAAGAAGACAGCUUGGAAUGUAUUGGCAAUAGGACAAGAUUGGUGAAUGGUUAUUGUUUGUGAAA